CAUCCACGGUACUUCCGACCGCCACGCCUCCGCCCGCGGAGACGAUGACGGGCGCGAGCACGCGGACUCCACUCGCCCAACACGAAUGGCCGCGCGAUGCGCUGAGAUCGUGAUCCUCCGAGUGAUCUUCGAGGUUGAUGAUGCUGCGUUUGUGGCUGUUGUGCUGCUCUCCGCUACCGCCGCUACUGCCGUGGCGCCUGGCGGCGGGUCGCUGUGGUUGUGAGGGCUUGGCGAGGUGCAGGGAUGUGGCGCUGGUUGCACUGGAGGAGCUGCGGGUGCGACGGAUCCACCAGGGUGGGGGCUCGAUGGAGGCGAGCGGUCGAGCGGCGGCUGUUGUGGGAGGCGCUUCCGAUGGCGCUGAGUUCUUCUGUAUCUGGACAGUCGUGGUGGGUAUGGUGGACUCUGGGUAGGUCAAUGUCAGAUCUGGCUGAGGCUGAUUGGAUCGUUGGACGGAGUGCGCAAACAAAUGAGAUCGUGGGCGGCCGCUUGCUUGACGGUUGCCAAUGCAACGUGAGCGACUGGAUCCGCCUGGGACUGCACUCGAUGACGGAUCUCAGAGGAACAGACCACUCACGCGCGGUGGGUCUAGAGAAGCUGGAAUGGUUCGGCACGGCGCGAAGUAUCGUUGUGUUGCUCUGUAGGGUAAUGCCGAACACGAACCGAGUGAUCCUCCCCGGGUCAGGGUGGCGUGCCUUUAUUGGUGAAGUGGUUGGCUUCCGUGCAAUCACUAUGCUGCUGAAGUAUCUCUCUCACUGGCAGUGGCAAAGCGGCGGUUUCAUCGUCAGUACUAAGCGCAUCGAGGGUGGCAUCAUGUCAUGUUUCGUUGUGUGUGUGGUGUAUGGGGAAGUAGGGGGCCGCUGGACAUGAACUCUACGAUGAACAUACAAUGUGCGUUUCGAUGUAUAUGAGCCUAUCGUGAAA
Molecule: messenger RNA, 921 nt
Organism: Dissoconium aciculare CBS 342.82
Lineage: Eukaryota; Fungi; Ascomycota; Dothideomycetes; Mycosphaerellales; Dissoconiaceae
Exons: 2
Coding region: 244-867 (207 amino acids)
Source: RefSeq, a predicted model, not a curated record